GUGCCGCCUCCUCUAUUUGCGUAGCGAAGGCUCCACCUUUCAAGCAUUGCAGUGACCUCAGCAGCAGUGGGCUGAAUUGAGCUGGGUGGGAUUUUCAGUCUCGUAUUCACGAUCUCGUAUCCAAGGAUCACGAUUUAACGGUGUAUGUGACGGAGCGAAUACGCAUUUAGCCGGCUGGCUCUGAACGGUGCAGGGUUUGUGUUCGUGUUUGCGUGCAUCUAACGAUAGGGAUCAAAUAAACGAGGAAUGUGGGAUUUACAGAAUGCCCAACAGCGUUGGAAAAAGAUUUAAACCCACCAAAUACAUCCCGGUGUCCACUGCCGCCUCUCUUCUGGUGGGAUCCACUACUUUAUUCUUCGUCUUCACGUGUCCGUGGUUAAGCAAGAACAUCUCACCUGCUGUGCUUCUGUACAAUGGCAUCGUCUUCCUCUUCGUGUUGGCCAACUUCAGCAUGGCCACCUUCAUGGACCCUGGAGUCUUUCCCCGAGCGGAUGAGGACGAAGACAAAGACGAUGACUUCCGAGCUCCGCUGUAUAAAAACGUGGAGAUAAAGGGGAUUCAGGUGCGGAUGAAGUGGUGUGCCACGUGCCACUUCUACAGACCUCCUCGCUGCUCACACUGCAGUGUGUGUGACAACUGUGUGGAGGAGUUUGACCACCACUGUCCAUGGGUGAACAACUGCAUUGGCCGGAGGAAUUACCGAUAUUUCUUCUUGUUCCUGCUGUCUCUGAGUGUUCACAUGGUGGGAGUGUUUUCCUUCGGUCUACUGUUCGUCUUACAUCACCUUGAGACGCUGAGUGCGCUUCACACGACUGUGACUCUUGUGGUUAUGUGUGUGACUGGCCUGUUUUUCAUCCCUGUUAUGGGCCUCACUGGGUUCCACAUGGUUCUGGUAGCCAGAGGACGAACCACAAACGAACAGGUGACAGGAAAGUUCAGAGGGGGGGUGAAUCCAUUCACUCGGGGUUGCUGUGGUAAUGUGAAGCACGUCUUAUGCAGUCCACUUGCUGCUAGGUACAUCACUGAUCCCAGGAAGAAACUUCCCAUCACUCUGAAUCCACCGUUCCUCCGUCCUGACCUCUCUCACCGACACGUCAGUGUAAAAGUCAGUGAUAAUGGCAUCCAUAGUAGCAUCCUCCGAAGCAAAUCUAAGACCAGUCUGGAUGGUGUGGAUGAUAAAAGUGUAGAUACACAACCUCCUCUACCGCCCAAAGCAGAUCGCUACAACCAGCUGAAGAGUCAGCUCACCUCCAGCGAAGAGAGUUCCCUGUCCGGCAAACCAACCAGUCCAUCUACCCCAGCCAUGUACAAAUACAGACCUUCCUUCGGCACCAUGCCUAAAGUGCACUAUCACGCCACCGGAGAGAAGAUCGUGAUGUCUGAGAACGGUAAGCCCUCUGCCGUUUUGGAGGAGCGAGGUCACGAUUACCGCUCCGAGCCGAAUCUGGAUAUGCCAGACUACCGCAGCGCUCCUCUUCACCGAACAUACCAGUCCUCGCCCUUCCAGCUGGACUCCUUCAGCACGACGUCUCGUUCAUUCAGUCUGAAGCAGGGCGUGAACGGGGCCGACCCGAUGCCACUGGGUGUCAGCAAACCAGAAACGGUCACAUCCACCCCUCACAAAGGAGUCUUCUCGCCUGGGACGUUAUCGGGCCGCAACGGCAGCCUAUCCUACGACAGCUUGCUGACCCACAGCAUAACGCCGUCUGUGGGCGAGUGCGCCACUCACCCAGGAGUGCCCUCUAUGGGUUUCCAUUCACCUUACCUGCCCACUAAAAUGUGCCAUGUACGAGGGCCCGAGCUUCAGCGGCACAUCGGCCCCCCAUCCUACAGUCCCGUGCACGUCGGAGUGAUGUACGGGCGGCAGUCGCCGCUCUCAAGAGACCGAGAUCCCUCGCCCGUCCGCUACGACAACCUCUCCAAAACCAUCAUGGCUUCCAUCCAGGAGAGGAAGGAGCUGGAGGAGAGGGAGAAACUCAUGCAUCGGCACGCUCAAGCGUACGCCAAUGAUUCGGGUGUAUUUGACACCUGCAGCGGAGCCGCCUACGGACUCCCACGAGGCACCGGAUCUCGAGAGCCCACUCCUCCAGUGUGCGGCUCUCGGGAUAACUUGAUGGGAGUCGGGGUGGUGGGAUACGCUCCCCGAACACCCGUUCUGCGUUCCUCUGCAUCCUCGCUCUCCAGAGCGCCGAGGACUUCCACGACGUCCCUCCACACCGAUGCAGGCGGUGUGAGCCGGACAGCCGAACGCCAGUAUCGCUCUCCGGUGCGCCAAACACACCACUCCCCAACAGCUGUGCCCCGUUCCCCGACAUACACACAUCAGAAGGUCACCUUCAUUAGCGCCCUGGAGAGGGCGGACUCGCCACAUCUUGGUACAAGAGAGGAACUCUGUCAAGGUAAAGUCAACGGGCAACUAAAGGGCCAAGCACGUGACUGCCAUCUAGGGACUCCUUCUGGAACCCCCAGCAGACACGCCAAUGUCAAAAAGGUCACAGGAGUGGGCGGGACUACAUAUGAGAUCUCCGUUUGAUGGACAGCUUGAAGAGCCACUGCCUGUGAGGAAAAGCACUGCCAUGGCAGCACCACCAUUUUUUUUUUUUUUUUUUUUAUAAUAUUGAAACGACCGAUCAGGAGGCACACAGUUCUAAUGGGAAAGGUUUUUGCAUUGGCCAUUUCUUUGCUAAAGAGAUGACAAGCAAUUUUUCAUGUGUGCACACAAAUCGCACACAACAGAAAAUAAUGGUUUAAUUACUUUAAAUAUAUAUAUAAAUACCGUUAAGGGCUGAAUAUGUACAGUGUCAGUUCUGUUGUCUGUAUAUAAACUAUCAAAGUUCGCAUAUUGAAUGCAAAUGUGCUCAGUGUGCAGGUCUUUCACACAUGAAUGUGAGUGUAUAUGUGCUUGCCAGUAACUCCUUUAUGUUUUCGUCACUAUGCUGAUCUAAUAAUCAGGGUUUCAUCUCAAAUGCAUUUCUCUGUUAAGCUAUCAGGUUCCACACAAACCAUAACAGCACUUGUGUAAAAAAACAAAAAACAAAGCAGAUUUAUUUUUUAAAUAUGGUGGUCAUUUACACUUUUUCUAAUGUAGAACUAUAAGCUGCCAUAGAAAUGUGUGUAUCUGCAAGAAAAAAUAAAGAAAGAAAAGAAAAUGGGGGACAAAAAUACUGAUACUGGCUGUUAUCAUCAGUUUGUUAAAAUGUUCUUUCAAACUUAGUUUUCUUUAUAAAAAAUAAAGUAUUUUAUAGUGGGGGAAAAAAUAUGAAUAUGGAAACAGAAACACACCGUGUAUUAGCAGUACUAGAAACAUGUUAAAGCCAUAUUUUUACUUAAAGUCAUGAUCACAAAUUCAGAGUUGUUUGACUGCUUUAUAUUUCCAUUUAUUUGUAAUAGAUUAGAAAAGCAUAACAAGGUUAAUUCAUGGCUGCAUCCCAAAUAUUGUUAUUUCUUUUUUAUUUUGUAAUGUCUUUUUUUUAACCCAACUUGGUGUAUUUAACUUUUUCUACAGAUAUUCAAAUGGGAUUUUCAAAUAUUUUUCAGUUUCAUUUUUGCAUAUUUUAUAAUUUAUUUGUACAAAUUAAUUAGUAUGCAUUGCCAUUUUAAAGUAGUACUUUCUGUUAAGACUUUUUUUUUCUCAGUGAAUGAAUGUUGAAAGAUGAAGAUGUUAUUAUAGAACGUUUUGUGAAACUGCAAGAAAGUUGAAGUGAAAGAUGCUUUGUUUUUUGAAUGCAGGAUCCAUUUGAGAGACAUAACACUUUUUUAUUUUCUACUUCCGUUAAAGUUUAGGGACAGUAAGACUUAUUUUAAGAAAUUAUCAAAAUUUGAAUUACAAAAAUACUAUAUCAUUUCUAUUUCUUUUUAAACUCUUUUUGUUCAAAGCUUCUUUAAACUGUAAUAAUAUUUGUCAAUAAACCUGUUUUACUGUAGUUUAGAACAAAUACAAACAAAGCCUUGGUGAGCAUAAGAGACUUCUUUGAAAGACCUGAAAAUCUUACAAGCCACAAGCUUUUGAACAGUAGUGUAUCAAAGUCAGUAACUUCUUUUCAUUCAGUUUGAUUGAGGAAGUUUAAAAAGCCUCACUUUCCCUUCUCACUUUCAAAAGUAGCUUUUUGAUUAUACAGCAAGUACAAAUAAAUAUCGCUUGGUAAAUAUUACUUUUUUUUUUUAUUUGGAAAUUUUCACUGCUAGUGCAAGACAUGCCGAUUAAAAAAAAAUAAAAUGGCAUGCUUUUAUGAGGUUAACAGCUGAGAAGUAAUCUGUAAUUAUUAUUUUCUCAAUAAAAGGUAAAAGUGGCAUAAACCCACCCGUUAACAGAAAAACUUCCCACCGUGGCCUGUUUCCGAAUUAAAGAUCUAACAAUUUAUACUGACAUAUUUGACGGUGAUCUUCUAGGUGUCUUGCACCGCAUGUGGAGUUCUCUGCUGCUCAUCAGAUGACUUUCCAAGGAAUUCAUAUUGAUUUCCUCACAGAUCUGCCUUAGGGGUAUAACGGACUACAUGCACUUGAGUACAAAUGUUAUUUUGGUGCAUUUGAAAAGGGUCAUUACCAUACUUUUCCCAAGUCAAACAGCUUCUUGAAAUUGUAAAUAAUUAAUGUGGUCAUGGAAAGGCCUUUACGGAUUGCUAGGCUCCAUUUCUGUGAAUGUUUGACGGUGUUUGGUCAUCUCUGUCCUUCACUGAUGCUGUCUGGCACAGCGUCGCCUUCUGUUCAGAUGAAAUCAGUGUACAGCUAAAACAAAAAAGAACAACUAUGGGACUCUUUUUCUGUGAUGAAGUAUUUCAUUCAGAUGAAAUAAAGACAUUAUAGUUUCAUAUCAAGGUACAUCUAUUAUUUUUGUCCAUCAAAGGGGAAAACUGAAUAAAUAUAACUUGAACGUU
Carassius gibelio (silver crucian carp) is the source of this 4874-nucleotide messenger RNA. RefSeq names its product palmitoyltransferase ZDHHC8B. NCBI's taxonomy places the organism in Eukaryota, Metazoa, Chordata, Actinopteri, Cypriniformes, Cyprinidae. The record is from RefSeq and is a predicted model, not a curated record. Gene Ontology annotation, biological process: protein palmitoylation. Gene Ontology annotation, molecular function: palmitoyltransferase activity. The transcript has 11 exons. The coding region runs from base 263 to 2533 and encodes 756 amino acids.